This is a messenger RNA of Trichechus manatus latirostris (Florida manatee), 1710 nucleotides long. It is a transcript of the gene SPATA2L, whose product is annotated as spermatogenesis associated 2 like. Gene Ontology annotation, cellular component: cytoplasm. The record is from RefSeq and is a predicted model, not a curated record. The transcript is spliced from 2 exons. Bases 602 to 1687 code for a protein of 361 amino acids. NCBI's taxonomy places the organism in Eukaryota, Metazoa, Chordata, Mammalia, Sirenia, Trichechidae.
GGGAACCCCGGCGGCCCUGCUAGCCUUCGUUGCCGACGGGCGGUACCCAAGUCCAGCCCCGCCCUUAACGUUACGGUCAGUGGGCGGAGCCGAACCCCAGCGGAAGAGCUCGGCUCGGGGCAGGCAGAGACUGAGCGUUCGCGAUUCGGGAACAGGUAGCGCCGCUUCCCACGGGGCCCACAGCAUGGCCGGGUGGGCGAGGGGUCUGUGGUGUGGAGCGGGGCUCAGCUGAGGGCCAGGACCUCCUGACUGGAUGGCGCUGCACAUGCAGAGGGGUGUGCUUCACAUGCUUGCGGGGGCGGGGUCUCCAGGCUUAGGGUGCUGUGGGUACUAGGGGGUGCCUAGCCGGCAGGGCCAGGCGAAGGGCGCUGGUGGAAGCGGCUCUUAUCUGGGAGACCCUGCAAGUGGCGGGCCGCUCUCUCUGACGUUUUCCCCAGAAGGUCCCGGGGGUGGGGUCUCCAAGCUGGAGGGCUCUGUAGAUGCCGGGCGGGGUUUCUAGGCUGCAGGGAUGACUUGCGGAAGCUGGACAGGGGAGGUGAGGAGUGUACACAGCUAGCGGAGCGAGGUCUCCAGCCCCUGACGCCCCUCCCCCCACCCCAGGAUGGGCAGCACUUCACUGUCCGAGGACUAUCGCCUGUGCCUGGAGCGCGAGCUGCGGCGCGGGCGCGCGGGCGUGUGCGGAGACCCCUCGCUGCGCGCCGUGCUCUGGCAGAUCCUGGUGGAGGACUUCGACCUGCACGGGGCGCUCCAGGACGACGCGCUGGCGCUGCUCACCGAUGGCCUGUGGGGCCGUGCCGACUUGGCGCCUGCGCUGCGCGGCCUGGCCCGCGCCUUCGAGCUGCUCGAGCUGGCCGCCGUGCACCUGUACCUGCUGCCCUGGAGAAAGGAGUUCACCACCAUCAAGACCUUCUCUGGGGGCUACGUUCACGUGCUGAAGGGAGCGCUCUCUGAGGACCUCCUCACCAGGAGCUUCCAGAAGAUGGGCUAUGCGCCCAGGGACAACCACCGCCUCACGGUGACGGCACUGCCCCCUGCCUGCCAGCUGGUGCAGGUGGCCCUGGGCUGCUUCGCACUGCGCCUGGAGUGUGAGAUCAUGGGUGAGGUGCUGGCCCAGCUGGGCACCAGCCUGCUGCCAGCUGAGGCACUGCUGGCAGCAAGGCGGGCCAGCGGGGACGUGGCCUCCUGUGUGGCCUGGCUGCAGCAGCGGCUGGCCCGGGCCAAGGAGGCGCCACCUCUCCCCCACCAUGGCUCCCCGGCGGUGUUUGGGUGCCCGCUGGACCUGUACCGGGACCUGGCAGAGGAAGAGGGCUCAGAGGAGGAGGCCAGCCUGUAUGGGGGCCCUUCACCAGGUGCUGUCUCACCCCCCACGGAGUCAGCCUAUGAGGCACCACUCUGGGAACAGAGUGCCCAGGUGUGGUGUGCAGGGGGCCCAGCCUGGGAGGCCCCUGUCAACAGCCUGCCCUACGGGGCCUUCGAGGAGGAACCUGAGCCAGCCCCUUUCUCGUUCCUCUCCCUGCGCCACGAGCUGGGCCGAACCUCGGACUUGGCUGGCCCCGAGGGCUUCCCAGCAUACAGCUGCGUGCAGCCCAGUGUGCUGCAGCCAUCUCUUGGCGAGCAACCACAGCGCACGUGGCUACCACGCUCGAGAGUGGACGCCCUGCUUGGUGCCCCACGGCCUGGGCCUUAGCGCAGCGGCAGCAAUCACGACAC